Messenger RNA from Octopus sinensis (East Asian common octopus), 2662 nucleotides. RefSeq lists its product as uncharacterized. Bases 14 to 2425 code for a protein of 803 amino acids. Gene Ontology annotation, biological process: muscle attachment; nerve development; axon guidance. Gene Ontology annotation, molecular function: laminin binding; calcium ion binding. Gene Ontology annotation, cellular component: sarcolemma; dystroglycan complex; dystrophin-associated glycoprotein complex. The record is from RefSeq and is a predicted model, not a curated record. The transcript is spliced from 2 exons. NCBI's taxonomy places the organism in Eukaryota, Metazoa, Mollusca, Cephalopoda, Octopoda, Octopodidae.
GUGCCCCACUUACAUGCUGCUGCUCCCAGCCACUUCCUCAGCCACCCACAUGGCCCCACACAGACGCCACUUCCUCUCGCCCCUCUGCCUCUGGAUGACACUCAUCCUGUGCAUUGCACUGCUGAUGCAGCCAACCUUUGCACUGGAGGCACAGCACCAACAGCAGCAACCCGCUGAUGGCAUAUUCGACAUGGAGAGGGACGUCGGGGCCCCACCACCGGCACCCGUGGCAGCCAGCAUGCAGCUGAAACUCAACGACAUCCAAAGUUACUUGAAGUCCCUCGACAAAAGCAAAAAGGGAGAGGCAAAUCACGCAGCCACCACUACCGCCGCCACUGCAUCUACCACCGCCGUUCAUUGUGACCCCGUGUCAUUAAUGUGGGGUAUUGGAGAUACGACAGCCUACGUAGGACGCUUGUUUACCUAUCCCUUACCAAAUGAUGUGUUCAAAGGAGACAUAAAGUCAUUCAAGGUAAUGGAGGCUGGCAAGACGACCCUACCCAAGUGGUUGUAUUUCGACGUUGAGACUCGUACCUUCUCUGGAGUCCCGAAACCAGCAGACAUCGCCCAGUAUUACAUCGAGGUUGUGGCGCAGGCUGAGGACCAAGGAGCUGUUAGUCAGUUCGCCAAAGAUGUCUUCUCGAUUCAUGUGACCAAAGAAAGCUCGAAACCCGCCACAAUGGCGGCAGCAGCAACAGCAAUCAGUGGUUCAUCAUCAAAGAAGAACAGCAAAGGUUCAAAUUUUCCACCAGUCAUCCGAUGCAUGACCCAGGAGCCAGAGACUGCAUUUACGCUAAUUGUUGAUGCAGACCUUGAUCAACUUCCUCCCCACGGCAUUGUGGGACUGUUAAAGAAACUGGAGCACAAUCUGGAGCUUGUGUCUGAGAUGUUUAAGGUCGGUCCUGCCACCACUGGCAACAGGCCCAUCCCUCCUGUCCAUGCAGUCACCCCAGACACAUCGUCCUCAUCUACCCUUGUAUCAGGGCCCGGUGACACAAAAAUCGCAAAACACCCCGGGGUGCUUGUCACAUGGCUGGUUGGUUGUGGCCGAGUGGAGCUGCAGCACAUGAACGUUCUACAGAGGGUGGAAUCAAUUUCAGCAAAUGGCACCUUGUCCGGGCUCCUCGGUCAUGGAGUUGUAGGGUGGCAUGUGACAAACAGACAAGUAACCCUGCCUGAGAAGAGGGUAAGGCGUGCAGCCAUCAUGGCCACACCGGCUGUCACUGACAUUGCACCGACGCGCACCCACCUGCAUUCACACAAGACCCACCACCGACAUACAGAUGGAAUGGCCAUCAGCAUGCCCGAAUAUUGCAGUCGCGCAAGAAAGCUAAAACCACGAAUAGCACACAGGAUUCCUGUACAGGAAUUCGAGGCCGGGAAGCGAGCCUACUUCUCUGUGCCAUCUGACACGUUCAUUGACUGCAAGGAUCCCAGCGACCGCUUGACGCUGGCAUUUUUCCUUAAGCAACUCCCUCCCAACAUUUGGCUGCAGCGAGACCCGGCCAAUAACAAGAGUAUAAUUGGGCUGCCAAUGGAAAGCAAUGUGGGCAUCCUCAACGUGACAGUGGUGGCGAUAAACAGUGAUGGAAUGUUCAACAACAUGGACUUCCUCGUGAAGGUUCUGAAGAACAAGAACCUCAAGAGCAACAAGGUAACCCACAAGAUCAAGAUGAAGUUCAGUAUGGAGUACAAGAAGUUCAUGUCAAACCUCGACUCGAGGCUCGAUCUCAUUGACAAGAUCGGCAAAUUGUACGGAGACGCAGAUGCGAGCAGCGUCACAGUGCUCGAAAUAACAGAGGGGUCCGUGGAGGUGUCGUGGACAAACAACACUCUCGUCGGCACAAAAUGCCCCGAUGAUGCUACCAAAGCCCUUUUUGAACGCCUAGUUGAUGACAAAAAGCGGGUGAAACGUUCAGCAAGGAAAGCAAUGAAACCUUUCAAGCUGCAAUCGGCCCAAAUAAUCCCGAUGGGAGCUUGUGCUGGGGUCUAUAUCAACCCAAUGCCGAGCACCACAAUGGUAGCAUCAACAACACCAGAACUCAAUAUCAACCCAAUGCCGAGCACCACAAUGGCAGCAGCAACAACACCAGAACUCAAUAUCAACCCAAUGCCGAGCACCACAAUGGUAGCAUCAACAACACCAGAACUCAAUAUCAACCCAAUGCCGAGUACCACAAUGGCAGCAACAACAACACCAGAACUCAAGAAACCACAGUCUGAUGAUGAGAACGAUAUUCCUAUUUCAACCAUUGUCCUUGAUAUCACCAUCGUGUCCAUAUUGCUUCUGGCCCUGCUCAUUACUUGCAUCCGUUACCGAAAGAAUCGGAGAGGAAUGAUGUCGCUCUCGUCUGCCGGCGAGGGCACCCAGUCGACCCCGACCCAGACCGAAGAAGAGGUGGGCCUUGCAGCGACGGUGGAGUAAACGAACCCAUACUCGGCUCGCAACCGUAUGAGCCACCACCUCCUGUCACUGCGUCGCAGGGCAAGAAACAGCCGCGCCCCCACGUGCAACCCCCCUAAAGAUCACCUCCUCCAUAUGUGCCUCCAUAAGUUCAUUGCUGAAGUGUAAUUAUAUAUAUAACUGUAUGUAUAUAUAUAUGUAUGUAUACUUAUACAUAUAUAACGUAUGUGUGUGUGUGUAUAUAUUAUAUACACUUGU